This is a messenger RNA of Mangifera indica (mango), 666 nucleotides long. RefSeq lists its product as uncharacterized. The record is from RefSeq and is a predicted model, not a curated record. NCBI's taxonomy places the organism in Eukaryota, Viridiplantae, Streptophyta, Magnoliopsida, Sapindales, Anacardiaceae. Gene Ontology annotation, cellular component: cytochrome b6f complex. Bases 186 to 554 code for a protein of 122 amino acids. The transcript is spliced from 2 exons.
GCUUAUCCCCUGUAAUUUUUUGCCAUAUUUACUUUCUUCUAAAUGUAAAGCUUUGUCAACCAACCAUAACUUGUCUAUCUUAUCCAAACCCGCAUCUUAAAAUGCACUGUUAUCCUUUGCACGGUCUGCCCUUGGUUGCGACUUCUCGGUCUACGACACAGUUUUAGAUUGUGGGCAUAACAGAUAUGGCGACAUCAGCAGUUCUUUCUCCAGCAACAGUCACCAGUGCCAUGGCUAGGUGCGGCAGCAGAACCCAGAAGAGGAUGAAGAAGACGGUGUAUCUGAAUGGAUUGAAUUCUUAUGGAGGUCUUAAAGCGCACAAUAAGGUGGUGUCUCUCGGCCUACCACUGUGCACUGAGCAGUGCUUCGCAAAUGUUGUGAUCUCGCUCAACUCAAAGUCCAACAGAAGAGGUGGCGGCGCACUUUCUUCCACAUGCGAUGCCGCUUCUGAGAUAUUCAGGAUUGCUGCCAUCAUGAAUGGGCUUGUUCUGAUUGGGGUUGCGGUUGGCUUCGUUCUUCUGCGAAUUGAAGCAUGGUUGGAAGAAUCUGAGUGACUAUUCUUCUCUGCAAUGUUCAUUUCAUUUGUUUUGCUGUAAAUCAAGUAUGCAUGGAAACUUAUUUUAGUCUUUCGCGGUAAAUUUAUUCCUUAAGCUACAUUACUCAUGA